Suillus paluster is the source of this 1017-nucleotide messenger RNA. RefSeq names its product Alpha/Beta hydrolase protein. Lineage: Eukaryota; Fungi; Basidiomycota; Agaricomycetes; Boletales; Suillaceae. Gene Ontology annotation, biological process: lipid metabolic process. Bases 4 to 990 code for a protein of 328 amino acids. The record is from RefSeq and is a predicted model, not a curated record. The transcript is spliced from 8 exons.
AACAUGUACUGUAGGGCUACUAACCACUUCUUGUCUCCCCUGCAGUACAUCAUGCUCUUCCUUGCUUCCGCUUCGAGCUUUAUGCUCGCAUGCAUCUUGCAAGUUGCAGCAGUUCCUCAUCCCGCACCUCCUGCGAUGCGUCGGGCCGACGUUUCGGUUCUUACUCAGAUGACGUCUACCCAGCUGGCUGAUCUGGCACCAUAUACUGAGUUUGCUCGUGCUGCUUAUUGUUCCCCUACUAUCGUAACUGGAUGGCAGUGUGGUCAAGCUUGCGAGGCGGUGCCUGGCUUUGAGGUUUCUCUCACAGGAGGUGAUGGAAACAGUAUCCAAUAUUACUACGUUGGGUACUGGCCAGCAGAAAACUCCGUGGUAGUUGCUCAUCAAGGUACAGAUCCAACUCAACUGGUGUCUGAUCUCACUGAUGCCGAUGUAUUCAUGGAACGCCUGAACCCCACGCUUUUCCCUGGCGUCGGUAGCAGCGUCGAAGUUCACAGCGGAUUUGCCGACGAGCACGCGCUCACUGCGAGCAUCAUCUUGAAUGAGGUGAAGAGCCUGAUCUCUCAAAAUAACGCCGACUCUGUCACGCUGGUAGGACACUCCCUUGGAGGCGCCCUUGCGGAGCUUGAUUGCGUGUUCAUGGCAUUGAACCUUCCCUCUAACAUCGCUAUCAAAGGUGUGACAUAUGGUACACCCCGUGUUGGAAACCCAGCAUGGGCCUCUCUCUUUGAUUCCUUGAUCUCGGACUUCCAACGCAUUAACAAUGAGAAAGACAUUGUCCCGAUCGUCCCGGGGCGCUUCAUGGGCUUCUCACAUGUGCAGGGAGAAGUUCACAUCAUCUCUCCUGCAGACGCGGUUGAGUGCCCAGGUGAUGACGAUGCCACGGAUGCUCGGUGCACAAUCUCGACUGUGCCUGACAUUUUUGAGGGCGAUAUCUUGAAUCACUUAGGUCCAUACCAAGGGAUUUACAUCGGCACGAUUUAUUGCACAUGAUUAUUGAUUGACAUGGACUUGUAUCAU